Macrosiphum euphorbiae (potato aphid) is the source of this 1470-nucleotide messenger RNA. The record is from the annotation of a GenBank genome assembly. NCBI's taxonomy places the organism in Eukaryota, Metazoa, Arthropoda, Insecta, Hemiptera, Aphididae.
AUGUUAUUUUUCAACACUAGGUCUUCUGGUGACAUGUUGAAUCGUUUUUCAAAGGACAUCGGAGCUGUUGACGACAUGUUGCCAUACGUUAUAUUUGAUUGUUUGCAACUGGCAAUGUUACUUUUGGGAAUCAUAUUUAUUGUUUUAUUUGUUAAUAUUUACCUCAUGAUACCAACAUGUAUCAUGGUAGUAAUAUUCUAUAAGAUUAGAGUUUUCAAUUUACCUACGGCGAGAAGUAUCAAACGGUUAGAAGGAAUUACACGAAGUCCUGUAUUUGCACAUAUGAAAGAAACAUUACGAGGUUUAACAACAAUAAGGGCAUACAAAGUAGAACAAAUUUUAAUCAAUGAAUUUGACGAGCAUCAAGACUUACAUUCCUCGGCUUGGAAUAUGUAUAUUUGUGCGAAUCAAGCGUUCGGGCUCUGGUUGGAUCUAGUCAGUAUUACAUACAUAGGCAUUGUAAUAUUCAGCUUCUUUGCUGUGGAAAAUGAUCAUGGAGGAAAUAUUGGUCUAACUAUUACUCAAACGAUUAUGUUGACUUCAAUCAUCCAAUGGGGAGUAAGGCAAUUAUCCGUCUUGGAAAACCAAAUGACAUCUGUAGAAAGAAUACUUGAAUACACAGAUUUACCGCAGGAAGCUGAUUUUCAAUCUCCUUCUGAGAAAGCACCUCCCAACGAAUGGCCCUUUUCGGGAAAAAUCGAAUUUCGAAAUUUUAAUCUUCGCUAUAGCCUGGAUUCACCAUAUGUGUUAAAAAAUCUCAAUUUUCAAAUACAGCCAAUGGAAAAAAUCGGAAUCGUUGGCAGGACCGGUGCAGGUAAAUCGUCCAUUAUUGGGGCAUUGUUUAGAUUUGCUCUCAACGAAGGAUCUAUCAUUAUCGACGAUAUAGAGAUACAUAAGUUAGGAUUACACGACCUGAGAUCUAAGUUUUCCAUCAUCCCCCAAGAACCAGUUUUGUUUUCAGGAACAAUGCGAACGAAUUUAGAUCCAUUUGACGAAUACCCCGAUCUGGUACUUUGGAAUGCUUUAGAUGAAGUGGAACUUAAAACUGUCGUUGAAAGAUUGCCUGGUGGUUUAAAUUCAAAAAUGUCUGCUUUUGGUUCUAAUUUCAGUGUUGGUCAAAGGCAGUUAUUAUGCUUAGCUAGGGCUAUAGUUCGAAAUAAUAAAAUUAUAAUAUUGGAUGAAGCCACUGCCAAUGUCGAUCCACAAACCGAUGUGUUGAUUCAAAAUACAAUUAGAAAUAAAUUCAAAUUGUGCACAGUGUUAACGAUUGCUCACCGAUUGAAUACCAUUAUGGAUUCUGAACGAGUACUUGUUAUGGACGCUGGCACAGUAGUUGAAUUUGAUCAUCCGUAUAAUUUACUGAAAAACAAAGACGGAUUUUUAUACAAAAUGGUAGAACAAACUGGAAUAAUUACAUCUGAAUUAUUGCAUACCAUGGCUUCCGAGAGUUUUAACGUUCGGACGAAAUGA